AUGAAGCUCCAUCAACCAUCAUUCCGGCGCCUCUUGUCGCGUCCGUCAACCCUUAGCAACAUUUCCCUUCCGAGAGUCAAUAGGUCCACCAUAUACCGUGGUAAUAUCACCUUUGCUCGCGCAUCAUUCUCGGACCCCCCCAAGAGACAUUAUGCUUCCAUCUCUGCCGCGCAUCUGCAAUUCGGACAACCAGUCCACGAGACUCACCCUCACAUUUUGAACCCUGGCGAAUUGACCCCAGGAAUCAGUGCCCAAGAGUACGCCGACCGACGCGCUGCCCUCGUCGAUCUACUUCCACAGGGGGCGGUCGCAGUUCUUCACGCUGCCUCCUUGCAAUACAAAUCCGGCGCCGUCUUUCACCCUUAUAGGCAGGAGUCAAACUUCUUCUGGCUGACAGGGUGGGAGGAGCCUGAUGCGGUGGCGGUCAUAGAAAAGACUGGUUCCAGGACCGGCGACUACGCAUUUCGGCUCUUCGUCCAGCCCAAAAACCCCAGAGAUGAACAAUGGUCCGGCUACCGCAAUGGUGUGCAAGCUGCCGAGGAUGUCUUCAAUGCCGACGAAGCCUACUCAAUAGACGGUAUGGGCUCAUUACUGCCAGAUAUUCUCAACGGUGCCAAAUCCAUCUAUGCCGACGCGCCACCCACAGAAAAGACUAGCAAGAGCUUUAUCUCGGACAUGUUCUCGGGAAAGACCUCAUGGCCUUCCCGAACGCCAUUGUACCCAAUUAUGAACAGGUUGCGCGUUAUUAAGAGCCAGGCGGAGGUAGCUAACAUGCGCCGAGCGGGACAGAUCUCUGGGCGUGCCAUCACUGAUGCAAUGCGACGACCCUGGACUCGAGAAAAAGAUUUGCACGCCUUCCUGGACUAUCAAUUUACUGUAAACGGUUGCGAAGGCCCUGCAUACAUUCCCGUAAUCGCGGGGGGUGAGCGUGCCAAUUGCAUUCACUACACAGUCAACAACAACGUGUUGCGCGAGGGCGAAUUCAUCCUCGUAGACGCCGGUGGGCAGUACGGCACGUACAUUACCGACAUUUCUCGAACAUGGCCGGUGACGGGCAGAUUCACCGCCGCACAGCGCGACCUGUACGAAGCCGUACUUACUGUACAACGUAAGAGCGUCGACCUUUGCCGACAGAACGCGCGUCUGUCGCUCGAGGACAUUCACGGCCAAACAGUGCGCGGGCUGGUCGACUCUCUCCGCUCGAUAGGCUUUGACGUAUCAAACUCCAACAUUGACCAGUUGUUUCCUCAUCACGUCGGACACUACAUUGGUCUGGAUGUGCACGAUUGCCCAGGCUUUUCGCGACGAGAGACGCUCCGUCGCGGACACUGCGUCACCAUCGAGCCUGGUGUGUAUGUGCCCGACGACGAGCGCUGGCCCGCUCACUUCCGUGGUAUGGGUGUGCGGAUUGAGGACAGCAUUUGUGUUGACGAGACUGAGCCAUAUAUUCUCACGACCGAGGCUGUCAAGGAGAUUGCCGAUAUUGAGGCUCUCCGUGCGUAA
Molecule: messenger RNA, 1503 nt
Organism: Cordyceps militaris CM01
Lineage: Eukaryota; Fungi; Ascomycota; Sordariomycetes; Hypocreales; Cordycipitaceae
Product: xaa-pro dipeptidase app
Exons: 2
Coding region: 1-1503 (500 amino acids)
Cellular component (GO): mitochondrion
Molecular function (GO): manganese ion binding; metalloaminopeptidase activity
Source: RefSeq, a predicted model, not a curated record